This is a messenger RNA of Penicillium pulvis, 252 nucleotides long. Its product is annotated as ABC transporter. The transcript is spliced from 2 exons. The record is from RefSeq and is a predicted model, not a curated record. NCBI's taxonomy places the organism in Eukaryota, Fungi, Ascomycota, Eurotiomycetes, Eurotiales, Aspergillaceae. Bases 1 to 252 code for a protein of 83 amino acids.
AUGCCCGGGUACGCAGACUUUACGGUUCCUGCAACAGACUGCUUCUUCCUUAAGGCUGCUGAAGAUCCUCAUCGCAGUCCCUCUCUCGAUUCUCUCUUCAUUCGAUACCGAAGUGAUAUCAAAUCGCUUCCAUGGUUCAGCCAGGACAUGUCUCUGAAUGAUAUGAGACUCUCAGGUGCAAUGAUUCAGAGUCUAGAUUGUUUUAUUGAUGCAAUUUCCGAAGCUGUGCUGAUCGCACAAGCGUCAUCGUGA